CAGCCAACCACCACAAAUGAGAAUCAGUUCUCAAAAUUUAAGUCAUCAUCAAAGUCUCCCCCUCUCCCCCUGUCUCUCAAAUCUCGAAUCCUGAUUCUGGUUUCUUGUGCUACAGCUCCUGGAGGGCAGCCAAUUGAGAAAGUAAGGUAAGAACAAACUUGAAGGAGUAUCUGGGUAAAAAAGAAUAGAGAGGGGGGAAACAAUGGAGUUGGAAGCAGUGAAGAAGUUGUUGGAGAGAACAUCAUCAGAAGGGGAGGAAAUGUAUGACUUACCAGGCUCAUUAUUCGACCCUCUAAUCAUUCAAGGAAUCAAAGUUGAUCUUAUGGAACCAGGUCGAAUUGUUUGCUCCAUGAAAGUCCCUCCUCGUCUCCUUAACUCUGGUAACUUCCUACACGGUGGAGCAACUGCAUCUCUUGUUGAUAUAAUUGGGUCUGCUGCAAUUUUUACAUCUGGUGCUAAAACAAGUGGUGUUUCUGUUGAAAUCAACAUUUCUUACCUGGAUUCUGCGUAUCUUGAUGAAGAAAUUGAGAUUGAAUCGAAGGUUUUACGGGUUGGAAAAGCAGUUGGAGUUGUCACAGUGGAGAUAAGGAAGAAAAAAACUGGGAAGAUUGUUGCUCAGGGGCGCCAUACCAAAUAUCUUGCUGUCUCUAGUAAACUCUGAAACAACCCCUUUUUAAUUCUUUGUUCAGAAAAUUUGAUUAAUAUUCACUAGCAUAAUUAUAGUUCCUUCAUAUUCUGAUUUCUUGAAUUUAAAUUGUGUGAUCACGAAUACUUAUGUAAUUAUACGCGAUAUACGAAUGCUAGUAUCUAAAUAAGGUUUCCACUGUUCA
Molecule: messenger RNA, 830 nt
Organism: Papaver somniferum (opium poppy)
Lineage: Eukaryota; Viridiplantae; Streptophyta; Magnoliopsida; Ranunculales; Papaveraceae
Product: acyl-coenzyme A thioesterase 13-like
Exons: 4
Coding region: 203-661 (152 amino acids)
Molecular function (GO): fatty acyl-CoA hydrolase activity
Source: RefSeq, a predicted model, not a curated record